AUGACCCAAACUCAGCCCCCAAUGAAAGCACCUAAGCUACCAGCUGAAGCAAUUGGAGAUGUAAAAGACACUAAUGAACUGAAGACGAUCCUCAGAGAGCUUAAGUACAGAAUUGGCAUUCAGUCGGCGAAGUUACUCCGGCAGCUGAAGCAGAAAGAUCGGCUUCUGCAUAAAGUCCAGAAGAACUGCGAUAUUGUGACUGCGUGCUUGCAGGCCGUGUCACAGAAGAGAAGAGUUGACACAAAAUUGAAGUUCACUCUUGAGCCGUCUUUAGGUCAAAAUGGUUUUCAGCAGUGGUAUGAUGCUCUCAAGGCAGUUGCCAGACUAUCCACAGGAAUACCAAAAGAAUGGAGGAGAAAGGUUUGGUUGACCUUGGCAGAUCAUUAUUUGCACAGCAUAGCCAUUGACUGGGACAAAACCUUGCGCUUCACUUUCAAUGAAAGGAGUAAUCCGGAUGAUGACUCAAUGGGAAUUCAGAUUGUCAAGGAUCUUCACCGCACAGGCUGCAGUUCUUACUGUGGCCAGGAGGCUGAGCAAGACAGGGUUGUGUUGAAGCGGGUCCUGUUGGCCUAUGCCCGCUGGAACAAGAAUGUUGGGUACUGCCAAGGCUUUAACAUCCUGGCUGCACUAAUUCUGGAAGUGGUGGAAGGCAAUGAAGGGGAUGCUCUGAAAAUUAUGAUUUACCUUAUUGACAAGGUACUUCCCGAGAGCUAUUUUGUCAAUAAUCUCCGGGCGUUGUCUGUGGAUAUGGCUGUCUUCAGAGACCUCCUGAGACUGAAGCUCCCUGAAUUAUCUGAGCACCUGGACACUCUUCAGAGAACUGCAAACAAGGAGAGUGGAGGUGGAUACGAGCCCCCGCUCACGAAUGUCUUCACGAUGCAGUGGUUUCUGACUCUCUUCGCCACGUGCCUCCCUAACCACACCGUUUUAAAGAUUUGGGAUUCUGUCUUUUUUGAAGGUUCGGAAAUCAUCCUAAGGGUGUCGCUGGCUAUCUGGGCCAAGUUGGGAGAGCAGAUAGAAAACUGUGAAACGGCAGAUGAAUUCUACAGCACCAUGGGGCGCCUCACCCAGGAGAUGCUAGAGCAUGAUCUUCUAGAAAGCCAUGAACUCAUGCAGACUGUUUACUCCAUGGCUCCAUUCCCUUUCCCACAACUGGCAGAGUUGAGGGAAAAGUACACCUACAACAUUACACCGUUCCCAGCUACAGUGAAACCCACCUCCGUGUCUGGACGACACGGUAAGAUCAGAGACAGUGAUGAAGAGAAUGACCCAGAUGAUGAAGAUGCUAUUGCUAAUGCCGUGGGGUGUCUUGGGCCUUUCAGUGGGCUCCUGGCACCUGAACUACAGAAGUACCAAAAACAAAUUAAAGAGCCCCACGAAGAGCAGAGUCUGAGAUCUAAUAACAUUGCAGAGCUGAGUCCAGGAGCCAUCAAUUCCUGUCGAAGUGAAUACCACGCCGCUUUCAACAGCAUGAUGAUGGAGCGCAUGACCACGGACAUCAACGCGCUAAAGCGGCAGUAUUCUCGGAUUAAAAGGAAGCAGCAGCAGCAGGUUCACCAGGUGUAUAUCAGAGCAGGCUCUACAGAAGACAAAGACCAUGGGUUCUCCUUAGGUCCCAAGGACCGGGCAGUUGAUGACAAAGGGCCAGUGACCAGCCUCCUCCCGUCUCAGGUGAACAACUCUCCAGUUAUAAACCACCUGCUCUUAGGAAAGAAGAUGAAAAUGUCCAACCGAGCCGCCAGGAACGCUGUCAUUCACAUCCCCGGCCACACCGGGGGCAAAGCAUCCCCCGUCCCCUACGAAGACCUCAGGUCGAAGCUCAACUCUCCGUGGCGUACUCACAUCCGAGUCCACAAAAAGACCAUGCCGAGGGCCAGGAGCCAGCCGGGCUGCGGGGACACCGCGCCUGGGGAGGACAGAGCCACCGGCAGACCUCCCCACGGGAGCCGCCCCAAGACUCCCAUCUUCAGCCCCUUUCCCAGCGUCAAGCCGCUGCGCAAGUCAGCGGCCGCCAGGAACCUGGGGCUGUACGGCCCCACGGAGCGGACCCCGACCGUGCACUUUCCUCACAUGAGCCGGGGCUUCAGCAAAGCCGCCGGUGGAAACAGUAGCACGAAGAAGCGGUGA
Myotis brandtii (Brandt's bat) is the source of this 2127-nucleotide messenger RNA. It is a transcript of the gene TBC1D30, whose product is annotated as TBC1 domain family, member 30. NCBI's taxonomy places the organism in Eukaryota, Metazoa, Chordata, Mammalia, Chiroptera, Vespertilionidae. Gene Ontology annotation, cellular component: endoplasmic reticulum. The coding region runs from base 1 to 2127 and encodes 708 amino acids. The record is from RefSeq and is a predicted model, not a curated record. The transcript is spliced from 15 exons.